Molecule: messenger RNA, 1911 nt
Organism: Rhopalosiphum maidis (corn leaf aphid)
Lineage: Eukaryota; Metazoa; Arthropoda; Insecta; Hemiptera; Aphididae
Product: serine/threonine-protein kinase ULK3-like
Exons: 8
Coding region: 328-1815 (495 amino acids)
Biological process (GO): autophagy; peptidyl-serine phosphorylation; protein autophosphorylation
Cellular component (GO): autophagosome; cytoplasm
Molecular function (GO): ATP binding; protein serine/threonine kinase activity
Source: RefSeq, a predicted model, not a curated record
ACGUGAAUAUAUGUGGAAACUGGAAAGGAAGUUGUAACUUGUAACUCGUUUUCGUUUACUCGACGUGACUAUUUACGUGCCAGGCGGUAGUAUGACACUGGUCACUCGGAAAUCAUAUCAAUAUUAUUGUUACGAGAUGACGGUAAUUUAAUCUAAAUAUUGAAUGUACAUACCUAGUAAUGAAUAGCUAACAAUGUUGAUUAUGAUUUAGUUGUCGUAAGACGCGUAUAGUAAAUCCUCGAUAUGAUAAACAUUUCAAGACUUAAAGUGCUGUGAUAUUGAAUUUCGUUAAAAAUAAAUAAUAAUUAUAUAGAUAAUUAAUAUAAAAUGUCUGCCUUUCCACAAGUCAAGGGUUACCAAAUAAUUAAAAAUAUCGGAAAAGGAAGCACGUCAACUGUGUAUCUAGCUCAUGUCAAGGAGAAAACCAAUAAUAUGGUUGCAAUAAAAGUUAUAGAACGCAGUAAAUUAUCCAAGAGUGCAGAGGAUGCUGUAGUAACUGAAAUAGGAGUGAUGAAAAAAUUUAAACAUAAACAUAUUGUUCAAAUGAUUGACUUUAUAUGGGAUCGUAAAAAUAUUUAUAUUAUACUGGAACAUUGUGAUGGUGGUGAUUUGUCAACAUUUAUUAAACAACGUAAAAGACUAUCUGAAAAAGUAUGCCGUAAAUUCAUGCAACAAUUAGCCUUGGCUCUGCAAUUCUUAAGAUCUCAUAAUGUUUGUCAUCUUGAUCUCAAACCACAAAAUUUACUACUUAUGAGGUCACCGCAACUAACUUUGAAAGUUGGAGAUUUUGGCUUAGCAAAUUUUAUGAGUGAAAAAACUCAAAUGGAAAAUAUUCGUGGUUCACCUCUAUAUAUGGCUCCUGAAAUGUUAUUACACAAUCGAUAUGAUGUUAAAGCGGAUCUUUGGUCAGUUGGAGUGAUUGCUUAUGAAUGUAUAUUUGGACGUGCUCCGUACGCUUCAGAUUCUAUAAAAGAUUUAUGUGAGAAGGUUAAAAAAGUCUUACCAAUAGAAAUACCACCUAAUCAAGUCAGUUCAGAGUGUAGAAAUUUAUUAUUGGGUCUUCUCAAACACAAUCCAUCUGAGCGAAUGAGUUAUCACCAGUUUUUUAAACACCCAUUUGUAGAUUUAGAUCAUAUGCCUACUACUGAAUCAUAUGCUAAAGGACUUGAAGCUAUUCACCAAGCAGUUCAACUAGAUUCUGAAAAGCAAUAUAAAGCAGCAUUUAGUAAAUAUUGCAUAGGUCUGCAGUAUUUAAUUCCUUGUUCCCAAAAUGAACCUGAUAAAAUUAAAAAAGAAGCAUUUCAAAUAAAACUAAAUGAAUACAUUAAGCGCGCAGAAGAAUUGAAAGCUACUUUAUAUGUUUCAAAGAUCAAAAUUAGUAGUGAAGAAAAAGCAGACAACUCUUCAACAUCAUAUGAUGACAGUUAUCCAACAUUAACAUCAUUAUGUCAAAACACACCUCAAUUAGCCAAUGCUGUAGAAAUUGCACUAUCUGGUCAAAUGUAUCUAGUUGAAGGACAAUAUGAAGCAGCCUUGGAGAAGUAUACAAUUGGUUUGAAUUUAUUAGAAAAGCUUUUAGAGAAAGAACCUCCGGGUAUCCGAUAUAAUUUACUCAUCAAACAGGUGACUGAUUGGACAAGCCAGUGUGAAAAUGCUAGAUUAUUAUUACAGUCCAAGGAUCAGAAAGUUAAUGAUCAACCCAUUGAUGUUCCUGAUGGAUUUUCCCCAAUAUCCAAAGGUAAUUGCCUGUUAAUGAGUUGCGCAUGUUUGAUUUUAAGUGUUGGCAUUGUUUAUAUGUCAAAUUAUUUUAAUUAAAUUAAAUAAAUAUUAUUUGUGAAUUAAGAGGAUACAACAGUAACAAUUUUUAAGAGGUUCGAUGUAUAAAUUAUUAUUUCAAAACAUAAAGUCAAA